Molecule: messenger RNA, 2586 nt
Organism: Paralichthys olivaceus (Japanese flounder)
Lineage: Eukaryota; Metazoa; Chordata; Actinopteri; Pleuronectiformes; Paralichthyidae
Source: RefSeq, a predicted model, not a curated record
AACUUAUAAAAGCAGGUGAAGGACACAGAACCACAUGGUGCCAGUGUGAUCCGUUUAUAUCAAGCAAGUGAUUCAGCUUGUGGUAGCAGGUGUAGUUUUUCUAGCAGCCAGGCUAGCUUUAGACACUGCCAACACAUUGGCAACUAUGUCUUUUGGGUUUCGCAUAGCCUUACUCCUGUUUGUAUUGUUGCCUGCAAAAUCAGAUGACAUCCCUGACGGAAUUCAUCGUACGGAGUGUCUUGAUCGCUACUUCAAGAUAGCUGUUGAUAUUUCCUUCACUGGAGAGGAACCUCGCUUUGAGGCUGUAGAUGGAACAGGUGUUUACCCAAUCACUCAGCAGUAUUCAGCCGAGUGUGGCUACACCGUUCUCCCUCUACCAGGCCAAGUGGAGCUCCGAGCCUCUUACUUCAGCUGUCACACUGACAACAAAGAUGAUGAGGUUUUCACAUUCAACUUCAACCUGAUAGCAAAGCAUGAAGGAAAGGAGGUCACCUAUGUCUUGAACAAAAGCUGUUCUCCCUCUCUGGCCUGGUCUCCAAGAGAAAUUACCUGUGAGGCCAACUACAUGGAAGUGUCUGUGAGGAGUGAGGUGGCCUGUCCAUCUGGAGAGAAGAGUGAUGACUGGAAUGCUGAAAAGCCUGCCCAAGCUUCAGCUGCUUCAGACUGGCAGGUGAUGUUUCACAGAGAGAAAGAGCAGUUGAAACCCAUGAACCUCUCUGAAGCUCGUAAGCAGGGCUAUGUGUUUGACCUGACGGAUAGACGUCUUGUGUUUCGUACACCAUAUGGACAACCUGACUCAUCCAGUAUUAAGGUGAAGGGUGUUCCAGUAGAGGUCGCUCAUGCAACUCUGUUCUCCAGACAAAGCUGGGUUGUCCUCAUUGUCGACCUUGUGGCUGCUUGCUCCAUGCAUGAAGGAUCAUAUCAUGACAGUGGAUACAUGGUGUGGGAGACUCCUGAAUUGCUGCACCUGCUAGCGUCUGGUCUGAACAACACACAGGUCAACAUCGGUGUCGGGGGUGAACUUAUGGAGCAAAACGCAGCAGAGGAGAGAGGCUACAUUGUGGAGAAGCACAGCAGAUCACUGGAGAUCAGCAUCCCCUAUACUGCUGAAGGAGGAUACAGGAAGAGCUUUGUGUCUGGUGGCCUCCACGAGUUGUAUGUCUUCAACCUCUACUUGGAGCAAAUCUUUGUGGAUGAGGAUCUCGCGGAGACCAGACUGAGGUUUCACAGGGCACUGGCCACUCCCAUGCUGCCGCGUCGCCUCUUCACUGAAAACCGAACUGUUGUUGAAGAGCACAUGUUCACCAUCUACCUCGGAGAUGUCCUCGAUGACAUUGAGCUGUCUGCAGUUGAGCUGAAUGGGCACACGUGUGCCUCUCCGUUUACAAAUACAAGUGGCUACUCUAUCACCAAAGUCGUUCAUCCCAACAACACCCAUGGCUACACUCUGACGGUGCCUUUUGGUGACCCUGUUGUCAAGAAUCAGUUCUCUAAAGAAGAUCAAGUUAUGAAGCACAUGCUGAAAAUUGUCUACACACUGACCGUUCUGCCUGAAAAUGAGUUGUAUUUCCACCUGACUUCAGUCAUUGCACUAUCAGACAUCUCUCCUCCAGAGUUUGACACGGUCUGUUCUGAGUCUGGCAUCAGCUUCAAACUGGACCACCGGCCUUUUGACUACCUGUGGUACAUCAGUAUCGGUUCUGACCGGCUGACGCCAGAACUUGCAACCCAGCACGGCUACAUCAUGACCAACGACAGCCAGAGUCUGCUGCUCGAGGUGCCGCUCUUCACUCAUGGAUAUGAGUACAAGAACUUUGGUUUGAAGGGCUUCCUUGGUACUUUUGAGAUUCUGGUGAAGGAUCAGGAAACAUCAGAGGUCCUGAGUUCAGCUGUCAAGACUUGUCCAUUCACUGCUACUGAAUUUAUUGUGUGUUCCACUGAUGGCAGGAUGACUGUGCUGGCCAACUUGUCUCUGGUCAGCCCAAGUGGAGAAAUCCCUGCAAGAAGCAACCUUCUGGACACAUUCUGUGGACCCAAAGAAGCAGAUGACACCAGGGCUCUCUUCUCUUUCCCUCUCAACAGCUGUGGAUCCACAGUCAAGCUUAAGAAGGAAAGUGUGAUCUAUCAAAAUGAGAUUUUCUACAGCAAGACAGACUUAAGUGAGAGCGAGGAGGCCACCGAGUCAAUCACUGAGAGGUUGAUAGUGCAGUGUUCGUACCCUCUGGCUGGGCUCCAUCGCCUCUUCUCUGUGUACAAGUUUGAUUCUGACACGGCCGGCAUCGGCGACAUCAUCCACACUUCGCAGUCCACCACAGAAGCUCCACAGACCACAACCGUCAGGCCUACCACAGCGCUCCGGACCACACCGGCUGCCAAAAGGACAUCCAGAGCAAUGGCAGCUUUCCAGCCUGCUUUCCACCCGCCUGCUCGCUACAUCAGAGUUUAUCCAUUUCAGAAUUUUCAUUCAAUGAUAAAAGGCGUUCAAAGAGCUUCACAAACCAAACUCAACCCUAACCAGAUUUAAAGGAUGUAACAUUUUAUAUUUUUUUAGAAAACUCUGUAAUUGAAUAAAAUUGUGUUCUUAAA